AGGGAAAAUAGUAGCCGAACAAUCGAUUAUUCUUAAUUGUCCACAUAUUUAGUCCCCGUGGACUGUAGUGGCCUAGUCAAAGCUCAAAACCGCAAAGUCACAAGGAGAUCACCGCUCUAAUCUGUGACUCUGUUAGCAAAGAAAGCAGAGUUGAAAUGGCGCCUCCUAAUAGAACAUUUUUACUUGUUGGUUUUCUUGUUAUCUGGGUUUUAUGCGCAGAAUCAUCAUCCCCAAAAGCAGCACAGGAAUCAGAUAAGAUAGGAUAUUUGCCAGGCCAACCAAGCGCCCCAUUGCUCACCCACUUCUCUGGCUACAUCACUGUAAAUCAAUCCCAUGGGAGGGCCCUUUUCUACUGGUUCUUUGAGGCUAAAUCUCACCCCUCCAACAAGCCUCUAGUCCUCUGGCUUAAUGGAGGACCUGGUUGCUCUUCAAUUGGGUAUGGAGCAGCUGCAGAGCUGGGCCCUCUCAGAGUUAAGAGAAAUGGGGUUGGCCUUCACUUCAACAAGUAUUCUUGGAAUAAAGAAGCCAAUUUGUUGUUUGUGGAGUCUCCAGUUGGGGUUGGGUUCUCAUACACAAACACAUCCUCUGAUUUAACCACAUUGGAUGACAAAUUUGUUGCUCAAGAUACCUACAACUUUCUGGUCAAUUGGUUGGAAAGGUUCCCGCAGUUCAAGGGUCAUGACUUCUUCAUAGCAGGAGAGAGCUACGCAGGACACUACGUACCCCAACUGGCCGAGGUUGUGUUUGAUAGAAACAGGGAUAGGGGAAUAUACCCACGCAUAAAUCUCAAAGGUUUCAUAGUGGGGAACCCGGAAACGAAUGAUUAUUAUGAUUAUAAAGGCUUGUUAGAAUAUGCGUGGAGUCAUGCCAUAAUUUCAGAUCAACAGUAUGAUAAAGCGAAAGAAGUAUGUGAUUUUACACAGGAAAACUGGUCUGAUAAAUGCAAUGAAGCAAUGUCUAUUGUAUUCACCAAGUACGAAGAAAUUGAUAUCUACAACAUCUAUGGUCCCAGAUGUCUUCUAAAUGGUUCUUCUUCGGCAACUGGUAUCCGUGGUGUGCUGGAUCUUGCUCUUACUAAUAAGGAAAGAACUUAUGCAUACAGGAGGAUGAAGCGAAUACCCGGGGGUUAUGAUCCAUGCUAUUCCCCAUAUGCGGAGGAAUACUUCAACAGGAUUGAUGUUCAAAAGGCUUUCCAUGCAAAUAUUAGAGCACCGGGUUCUACUGUCAACUGGAAGACAUGCAGUGAUCCAGUAUUUAGGGCAUACAAAUACACUACGUUCUCUCUACUGCCUGUGUAUGAAAAGCUAAUCAAAGGCGGUCUCAAGAUUUGGAUUUACAGUGGGGAUGCCGAUGGGAGAGUACCAGUAAUUGGGUCAAGAUACUGCAUAGAAGCUCUUAAACUGCCUCUGAAAUCCCCCUGGCGAUCGUGGUUCCAUAAUCAUCAGGUAGGAGGAAGGAUAGUCGAGUACCAUGGGCUGACAUUUGUAACGGUGAGAGGUGCAGGCCAUCUCGUACCUCUCAAUAAACCGAGUGAAGCUCUAGCUUUGAUACAUUCUUUCUUGUCCGGUGAAGAACUCCCAGCGCAGAGAUGAACAUCAUCGCGCUCUUAGAUUCGUUCGUAUACUUGUAUCAAUUCGAAGAAAUUCAGGAGCCCUAAACACCAGAAUACUAGCUCAAACAGUUAACAGCAUUGUGUAGUUCAUGUUUGUGUAGCCAGAGAGUUGAAUAAUUUCUUCUCAACCCAAAGAAAGCUACAGACUUUUCUUCUUUCUUGCUAUUUAUUGUUUCUGUGAUGAACAAAACUUGUUCUGUUGUACUAAUAAGAUAAGGAUUUUAUUACUUUGAAUUAAUUAAA
This is a messenger RNA of Ipomoea nil (Japanese morning glory), 1855 nucleotides long. Its product is annotated as serine carboxypeptidase-like 33. The coding region runs from base 156 to 1592 and encodes 478 amino acids. The record is from RefSeq and is a predicted model, not a curated record. The transcript has 10 exons. Gene Ontology annotation, cellular component: vacuole. Gene Ontology annotation, biological process: proteolysis. Lineage: Eukaryota; Viridiplantae; Streptophyta; Magnoliopsida; Solanales; Convolvulaceae. Gene Ontology annotation, molecular function: serine-type carboxypeptidase activity.